ACAUCGUCCCCCUGGUUGUGCCAUGCGCACUGGCGCUUGUUGUUGUUGAGCUGGUUGUUAUGGCUGGACAAGGCCUCGGACUCAACUGAGAGAGGACCCCCCUCCCCUCCCCAGACCACCCCGUCUCCGCUACGGGACACCCGCCAUCCAUGGAGGGCACAGACAUGGACGUGGACGCGGAGCUCAUGCAGAAGUUCAGCUGCAUGGGCACCACGGACAAGGACGUCCUCAUUUCGGAGUUCCAGAGGCUGCUGGGUUUCCAGCUCAACCCAGCCGGCUGCGCCUUCUUCCUGGACAUGACCAACUGGAAUCUACAGGCUGCUAUUGGUGCAUAUUAUGACUUUGAAAGUCCUAGUGUCAACACGCCAUCCAUGUCCUUUGUCGAAGAUGUGACGAUUGGCGAAGGAGAGUCUGUCCCUCCAGAUACACCGUUCACAAAGACCUGGAGGAUACAAAACACAGGUGCAGAGUCAUGGCCACCUGGGGUUUGUCUCAAGUAUAUUGGUGGGGAUCAGUUUGGUCAUGUUAACACAGUAAUGGUGAAGUCUCUAGAUCCCCAGGAAAUAUCAGAUGUGAGUGUGCAGAUGCGAAGUCCCACAAAUCCUGGCAUGUAUCAAGGCCAGUGGAGGAUGUGUACAGCCACCGGAUUAUUCUACGGAGAUGUAAUCUGGGUGAUUCUUAGUGUAGAAGUUGGAGGUCUCCUCGGUGUGACCCAACAGCUGUCCUCCUUUGAGACAGAGUUCAACACCCAACCCCAGCGCAAUGUCCAGGGAGACUUCAACCCCUUUGCCUCGCCACAGAAGAACAAGCAUGAUGCCACUGACAACAGCUUCAGAGAUCCUGGUGGAGCCUGGGAACGCACACAAGAGCCAAUCCAGCAAGAUCAGAAUGGACUGUCUCAUAAUGCUGUAAAUAGGGCAUCAAAUGGUCUCCAAACCAAUCUUUCCGUGAUGACUUAUGGCCAGGGUAUUCACGGACCCUAUCCAUUUGGACAGAGCUAGAAUGACAAAGACACCCCCCCUCCCCCCCAUGGUGUAGACGAGUUUAACACCCUGGGAGUCCUUAAAUGCAGAGGAGUCUGAGGGGGGUGGAGGAACAGUUGUUUUAUACUGACUCAUGAGAACCCUCUCUCCAAGAAACCCAUGGCCCUUUUCACAGAAACACAAAUGACAGUGAGGUGAUGGAUUACAUCUGCUACAGUGAAAUGUCCCACCUGACAUCAUCACCCGGAUUCGCAUGUGUGAAUGCUUCAUUUAAGAGUGCUAUAAACCCUUAAAAACAUACAUACACAGCUAUUUUUAUUUCCAAUGUAAAACACGCCUAAUUAAAGGGAAAAUCACCCUAAACAAUGUGCAUACUAUUUGGUAAUCCCAUGGGCAAUUGAAUACUUUCUCUCUUUGGGGUUCCUACCAAGGUCUGACAUUUUGAAAAACACAUAGCUGUACAAAAAUGAAUGGUGGUUAUUGAUCAUUUUGAGGCCUUGAUAAAUGUUUAAAAGAAGACAAAAACUGAACCGAAUUGUGAUUUUUUUUUUUUUUUUUUUUGUCACCAUGCCAAACUGUUUUUAUUUUAGGCACGUGGAGAAGUUCCACACUCCUUUAGAUGAUAGCCUUGCCCUAGUUUCACCACAAACCAGGGGAAUGAUGAGAUGGUUAAAACAAGUAUGACCUGUUGUACCAGACGACUCUUCAUGGAUAAAUUCCAAAGAUUGGCAGACAUCAAAGACAGUUAUUCAGUUCUUGAAAUCUGCCUUUGAGUUGUAUUCACAUGUAUGAUGGCAGGUGGAUUAUGGGAAAGAUUUCUAAGAACACAUCUUGUUCAAAUCAGCAGACAAACAUAAAUGGAUGAUUUUGUUUACAGUAUGGCACCUCAUCUAUUAAGUUUGUCUUAAUUUGAAUGUGUGACUUGGCUGAAAUGAGGCAUCCACAUUUGUUUAUUUUCAGACAGUUCUGUAAUCAAAUGCUGGGUGAGAAAUAUCAAAGUUUUCAGAGAAGUCAACUUUCCACUUGUGGUUCCGAUUUGGAUUGUAAUGAGGUUUACAAGUUGAAAAUUGGGAAUUCUGAAAAAACAAAAACAAAUGGAUAUGGCUGAAAAUGGAAUUUUCCUUUUUACCGUUUCAGGUUCUCCAGUCUGGUUUAAUAGACUUAAUUGUCUUCAUUCUGUCUUUUUCACAGUUCUUAGCAUCAAACUGGGUGCAAUCUCAAACAGUUGUUUGAGUUGUUGGCUGAGAUGACAUGGAAAUUGACACAAAUAUCUACUGUAUUACACAUUAAACUCUAAAAUUAUCAGUGUUCAUGUUUUCAGACUCAAACUGAGCAGUGUUGGACUUGUCUGGAGUCCUGGUGUUUGAGCCAGGUCAGAUAACACAUUGAAACACCAAUACGUUGAAUAAGUUGCAACAUUUACAUUUUGUCACACAACCACAUUACAUGUAGGAACACUCCAUUUUUGUCCAGAAAAAUCACAUCUGAAGAAGUCUAUACAUUCAAGACUGAUCAGAUAGAUGUUCCUGAGCACCAAGAUGAGGAGAGAAAUUCCUGCACCUUUGCAUAGAAAAUGUUGAUUCUUGUGUAGGAGCCCCAUUUUUCUCCCAAAGAUAAAACCCAGAGAGCCAAGACACUAAUCUGUGCUGUCAUCAAGCCACACAGUCUGCAGGUGCCUGGUUCAGACUGCAUGGGACAAUGUGUGUGUUUUGUAGGGUGGGUUUUUGCUUUAAAUAGAUGCUGAAGCGCAAAAAGGAUGCGAGUGAGUUUGAGUAAGUGAGGUGUGAGGAAGGGUUGAAAAAGCCAUUUAAAUCUAUUUUGCCUGGUGAGUGACUGUAGUUUCUGAGUCUACGUCUACAGUAUGUGUACUAAAUGUAUAUAUAUGUGUGCGUGCCUGUUAGGUGUGCAUGUAUGUUAAUGGUUUCUAUUUGGAUUUAACUGACGUUAAAUAGUGUAUACUACUUGGGCAAAGGAUGACUUGACAUGUACACAUCAAUAUGGAGAGAGCUUUAAUAAGCAUGUACCUCAGAAAUAUUUUUGAGUGGUUCUUCUAUGCUUGGAUGAACUGAUUCAAUAAUUACCCUGUUAUUUAUUUGCUGUCUUUAUGUGCACUGCAGAUUCAAAAGGUUCCAUUUGUAGCCAGCAGGUGGUGCUAAAAAUCAGUCGACCAACUCAAACUUUACUUGACACCAUGCUACACUGUAAAAACAAAUGAAGAGGUAAUGAGCUUGUAGUUUGACCCUGGUAGAUGAUCUAGAUCUGAAAUUUGAUGGUUUGCAUCUGCCUUAUUAGCACCGGUGUUCUGUUACUGCUAUUUGCACAGCGCUGCCCACCACCUCCAAUGAGGAAAAGGAGAGAUUUUUGGCUUAUUGUGGAUUGUGACACCAGCAUUUUCAUUUGUUUCAUGACAGCUUCAGGUUUUGUUUUCAAACUAUUGAACGUACACAUUUUCACCCGUUUCAUCACUGCACUAGUGUCUGAUGUUUAAAAUAUGUUAUUUUGAUGACAUGAAUGAGUUUGACUGCUGUUACCCCUGAAUUUUUUUCAGCUUCAGUCAUUAUGUCCAAAAGUGGUUUUCAUGUAUUUUUGGCUUAAAAAAUAAAAUGGAAAAAAUUUGUUAAGAGAAAUCUGUGAUACCGGUACGGUUUAUUUCACAAGGAGGAAUUCAAACAGAUUUUUUUGUAUUUGUUUUGAUACUUUGAUUGAUCAAAGUUACUCGAAGUUGUUUCUAUGAACAUCUGAAUGCCAUUCAAAAUAUUUAAAGUUUGUUGUUAUAACCUGUACCAUUUGUAAAUUCACCAGCAUUCUGUGUUGCAGCUCUGCUUUUUCUGUAUUCAUGAAUCAUCUGAGAGUCCUCCUCCCAAACAGUAUACACUGUUGAAUCUGUUAGUCACAUCAGGUUUUUUUUCUUUUACGUGUGCGUGCACUUUCUUCUUGUGGGGUUGCUUGUGUGUGUUUGUGAGUGUGAGAGACAGAUGGUGAGGAGGUCUGAAAUUUGCUGGAUUUAUUCUCUAGUUUUAGUUUACGACUAUGUAUGAACUUGAGGGUGGCAUGGUGAGUGGAUGGGAUGAAAGUUUACAUAGUCCUAAGAUAGCACAUUUAUCUGAAGAGAAAUUGUCAAAAUAAAGUUUUUUUUCCCCCUGUAUCUAUAAUUAAGCAUUUGUAUGAUUAAAUUAACACUGAAACAGUGA
This is a messenger RNA of Acanthochromis polyacanthus (spiny chromis), 4174 nucleotides long. It is a transcript of the gene ilrun, whose product is annotated as inflammation and lipid regulator with UBA-like and NBR1-like domains. The transcript has 5 exons. Lineage: Eukaryota; Metazoa; Chordata; Actinopteri; Pomacentridae. Gene Ontology annotation, molecular function: ubiquitin binding. The record is from RefSeq and is a predicted model, not a curated record. Gene Ontology annotation, cellular component: phagophore assembly site. Bases 150 to 1001 code for a protein of 283 amino acids. Gene Ontology annotation, biological process: macroautophagy.